Orussus abietinus is the source of this 3613-nucleotide messenger RNA. RefSeq names its product electron transfer flavoprotein-ubiquinone oxidoreductase, mitochondrial (gene Etf-QO). The coding region runs from base 96 to 1916 and encodes 606 amino acids. Gene Ontology annotation, cellular component: mitochondrial inner membrane. NCBI's taxonomy places the organism in Eukaryota, Metazoa, Arthropoda, Insecta, Hymenoptera, Orussidae. Gene Ontology annotation, molecular function: electron-transferring-flavoprotein dehydrogenase activity; iron-sulfur cluster binding. The transcript has 8 exons. The record is from RefSeq and is a predicted model, not a curated record. Gene Ontology annotation, biological process: electron transport chain.
GAGAAGUAAAAACACCCCGCCUCUAGACGACUUGCAGACGGUGUUGACUGUUCUGACCGUUUACUAAAGUAGUCCGCGAGUAUCGGCGCGAGGCCAUGGCUUGCGCACUGUUCGGCUCGUCGAAAAUCGUACAGCAGCUACAGCAGGCCUCGAAAAGGUUUUACUCAGAAACUGCGUUUCCAAAAAUUACAACUCAUUAUACCGUUGUUCCAAGGGAGUCCGAUCCAAGAUGGAAAGGUAUAAAUAUGGAAAGAUUCUCAGACGAAACGGACAUCUUGAUAGUCGGUGGAGGACCUGCUGGAAUGUCUGCAGCUAUUCAUGCUCGUAAACUCGCAGAAAAGCAUGGCAAGGAGUUAAAAGUAACUUUGGUUGAAAAGGCAUCCACAAUUGGUGGUCAUAUUCUCAGCGGAGCCUGUAUAGAUCCUAUAGCAUUGAAUGAACUAAUUCCAAAUUGGAAAGAACUAGGCGCUCCUUUGAAGACGCCUGUAACUGAAGAUAAAUUUGCUAUUCUUACUGAGAAAGGCAGGAUACCAAUACCAAUCCUGAAAGGAAUGCCUAUGUACAAUCAUGGAAACUACGUCGUACGAUUAGGUCACGUAGUUUCUUGGCUUGGUGAACAGGCAGAAGCUGCAGGAGUUGAAAUUUAUCCUGGCUACGCAGCAGCUGAAAUUCUGUAUCAUGAAGAUGGAUCGGUAAAGGGGAUAGCAACAAAUGACGUUGGAAUUACUAAGGAUGGUUCUCCAAAGGAAACUUUUGAACGAGGCAUGGAGCUUCAUGCUAAGUGUACCAUUUUUGCUGAAGGUUGUCAUGGUCAUCUGACAAAGCAAAUCUCUAAAAAGUUAAAUCUAAGAGAAAAAUGUGAGCCACAGACUUAUGGCAUUGGCCUUAAGGAGAUCUGGGAAAUUGAGCCAUCAAAGCACAGACCAGGAGCAGUCGAACAUACAGCUGGCUGGCCAUUAAAUAAAAAUACUUAUGGCGGAUCAUUCUUAUAUCACUUAAACGAAGAUACACCAAUGGUUGCUGUUGGCUUUGUUAUAGGAUUGGACUAUACCAAUCCGUAUUUGCACCCAUUUAAAGAAUUCCAAAGAUUUAAACAACAUCCGUCAAUUAGACCAACAUUCGAAGGAGGAAAGAGGGUAGCAUAUGGAGCGCGAGCCUUGGUAGAAGGAGGAUUUCAAUCAAUUCCAAAACUUCAGUUCCCUGGUGGAUGUUUAAUUGGAUGCACUGCUGGUUUUCUGAAUGUACCAAAAAUUAAAGGCACUCACAAUGCAAUGAAAAGUGGCAUGUUAGCAGCUGAAAGUGUUAUUGAAGCCAUUGUUAAUGCAGAAUCUAAUGGUUCACCUACAAAGGGCUUAGAACCUAUUACGUACACAGACAAGUUUGAGAAAAGUUGGAUUUACAAAGAAUUGAAAGCUGUGAGAAAUAUUAGGCCAAGCUUUCAUACGCCUCUUGGAUUAUAUGGCGGUAUCUUGUAUUCUGGUUUUUCAAUGUUAGUGGGCGGCAGAGAACCAUGGACGUUUUCACACGGUGGUCCGGAUCACAAGAGACUCAAACCAGCUGCACAGUGCACGCCAAUUGAUUACCCGAAACCCGAUAAUGAAGUUUCCUUUGAUCUUCUAUCGUCGGUAGCUUUGACCGGAACGAAUCAUGAAAGCGACCAACCUCCACACCUCACUUUAAUGGAUGACACGGUUCCAGUCAAAAAGAACUUGGCUAUCUUUGACGGACCGGAAGGACGUUUCUGCCCUGCUGGGGUCUACGAGUUUGUACCAUUGGAAGAGGGUACUGGAGAGAGACUACAAAUCAAUGCCCAGAAUUGCAUUCAUUGCAAAACCUGUGACAUCAAGGACCCAAGUCAGAACAUUAAUUGGGUAGUUCCCGAAGGUGGAGGUGGACCGGCUUACAAUGGGAUGUAAAUUUAGGCAUAACAAUGUCAUCAAUUUGGUAGGUCAUUUGUUUUUCGGGACAAACGCUUUUGUAUGGUCCCAACUAAUCGAUGCAUUUUUUUAUGUUGUACUCAACGCAAAUUGCGAAAGAAAAAUUGCUGUGUUUGUAAUUUCAUAUUGAAAAUCGGAAUGGGACGCACAAUUGUCUUCCAUUGAAAAGAAAAAUUCAUUGAAAGAAGCGCGGUAAUGAUUACAGAUAGGAUUCUAUUGUAAUCGCGAAUAUAGUAAUUGGGUGGUCACUGAAUCGUACAAAUUUUAAUUCUGUACUAAUUAAUGCGCUUUUUGAUAAUUCUUUACUGCUGGAUAAGCCGCAGAAAAGAUAAUGCAUGCAUUUAGUAAUGCCUUGAGAAGGUUGAACAAUGAAACUGAAUUAUGUUAAAUGUAAUAUCAUAAAAAGCCGCGACAAACGUUAUUAUUUGAGGGUUACAGAACUCAAUCACCUUCAGAUGCAGAACAUGUUAUUGUUUCAAUGUAUAGGCAAUUAGAAAGAGAAGAAAUUGAUUUCCAUGAUACUGAGGUUACACUUUAAAAAGUCUGCGUGAGGGGAACCAAUGAAAGAUAGAAAUAAUUACUUGUAACAGCAGCCUGUAAACAGCCAGGAUCCAAUUUUUCUUAAUCCGUAACACAUUUUGGAAGAAAGAAAUAAUAACUCAUGAGUCGCAUGCUCACAUGAACACAUAUCCGCCUGAUAAAAGUUACAAGGGCCAGUAGAAUCUUAUAACAAUAGGAACGAAGUUGCGAAAUAACAGGGAAAUAUACAUUUAGAUUUGCUACUAUUUUUAUUAGUUAUCGGUUAAGCCAUGAGUAAACGUUUUGGUAAAGAAAUUACCACGGGCUUUUUAAGGUUGCCAAUUGUGCCCAUAAUUAUGAAAGUGGUCCAAGACAAAAUUAAAAAAAAAAAUGAGUUUAUCAGUUAUUUCACGCCAUAUUAUUUCAAACGAAAUUAAUUCAAUAUAAUUUCGAAACAAAAAAUAUAUGACUUAGACCACUUUCAUAAUUAGCACAAUUAAACGUAGCGCAAGUUUAAACCUUAAUCAAAGAAGGGAGUUUUUCUAACCAUCUCAAUGGCAUUGAUGUGGUUUCUUGUACUUGUACGUAGAAACAUGAACAUUGUCAAGAAUUGGAAUCAUGUCGAGAAGGGAAUCUCUUUUGUUAUUUCCGUUCGAUGGGGGUAACUCGCUUUGAUUUAUUAGCAAAACCCAUCGUCGAGUAAAAGGAAGGAGAAAACCCCGAGGUGCGAUAUUAGUUGAAUAGAACGUUUACUGGGUAAGUUAAAACCUUUAAUUGCAAGCAAUUCAAUGCAAGACCGUAGAGAGAGGCCGGAGCGCGACCAUUUCCAUGAAUAUACUUGCCACCCUCGAUAACGAUUUCAAAUGAAAGAGUGCAUGUGCGAGUACGGUCGUUCGAGAGAAUGCGUACAGGCACGUGCGAGCGCAAUUGUAUGACGACGUUAUUUACGAUGUGAAAUGCUCGCGUACUAAAAAUGCCUCCUUCGUUAACCUCGGGUGAAGUCGUGCCCGGAGUCAAAUUAGUUUUCGAUUUCUCAUAUUUUUUUAUACCUCUAAGAGAUAAACAUAUUUCUAAUAUGUAUCCGACAUACCGUUAACUUAAUUAUACGUUAAUAAAUGGUUGAUCUAUUUUAGUUCUCGCCCAAUAACCAGUAAUCA